Messenger RNA from Ambispora leptoticha, 1881 nucleotides. The record is from the annotation of a GenBank genome assembly. Lineage: Eukaryota; Fungi; Glomeromycota; Glomeromycetes; Archaeosporales; Ambisporaceae.
AUGAUAACUGAUACGUUUCCUAAAAAGAAUCAUAACUGUGGUGCUCUUCGAAAGUGUCACGUGGGGGAACGCGUUGUACUUUGUGGAUGGGCGCAGAAAUUACGAAAAUUUUCCACAGAAUUGAUAUUUCUGCCUAUUCGUGAUUCAUACGGAACUACACAACUUGUAUAUAAUGCGGCAAAAAGUAAAAAUUCAGUCAAUAGCAAUGAAGAUGAUGAUGGACUCUUGGAAAAGUUAACCGGAUUGCCUGUCGAAAGUAUAAUAUGUGUUGAAGGGAUUGUCGUAGAAAGAUCCAAAGAAAAUUAUAAUGAACACAUGCCUACAGGUGAGAUAGAAGUACAGAUUGAUAAAUUGUAUUGUCUAAAUCCCGCAAAACCAUUACCUUUUUACCCUACAGAUAAAAAAUUAAUUAAUGAAGAGGUUCGUCUUAGAAAUAGAUGUAUCGAUUUACGUCGUGAUAUAAUGCAAAAGAAUCUUCGUACUCGUUCACGUGUAUCAUCGAUAAUUCAUAACUUUCUAGAUAACGAAGGAUUCGUGGAGGUAGAAACCCCUCUGCUUUUUAAAUCAACACCAGAGGGCGCAAGAGAAUUCAUUGUGCCAACUCGUACUAUUGGAUCUUUUUACGCGUUACCGCAAAGCCCACAACAAUACAAGCAAUUAUUAAUUGCCGGUGGUAUUGAUAAAUAUUAUCAAAUUGCUAAGUGUUUCCGUGAUGAGGAUCUAAGAGCGGACAGACAACCUGAAUUCACACAAAUUGAUUUAGAGAUGUCAUUUGUAACCGCUGCAGAUGUUACUUCGCUUAUUGAAAGACUGAUGGUUCGAAUCUGGAAAGAUAUUGUUGGAAUUGAAUUAAUCCCUAAUAAAUCUUUUCCGCGAAUCUCAUAUCAAGAUGCUAUGCGUAGGUUCGGUACUGACAAGCCGGAUACACGUUAUGAACUCGAGAUUUCAGAUAUUUCUAAUUACCUGUCUGAUAUCCUUGACCAAUCGAAAUCCAAGGUCGAAUGUCUUGUAAUAAAAAAAGGAGGAACAUUUACUGGCGCAGAAAUCAAAAGCAUCGAACAGCUUGCUAAUCAAUCAUUAAAUCAAGGAAAAAAGCCAGAUUCGUCUCUAUUGAACUUUGUCAAAAUCAAAGAAAAUAAUAUUAACACAUGGAUCAGCAAAGCCAAUGUUAUAAGACAAUCAACCAAUGCCACAUCUAUGCAAGAAGAGAUCACAAAGGAGUUAAAUGUGGAGAUUGGUGACUUAGUAGUUGUGAGCAAGAGCGAUGCCAGAUUAUCAGGUGUUAACUGGACAACGAUCGGCCGUAUACGUACAAAUGCCGCGAAUUUAUUAAGAAGUAAAGGCUUAAUCCAGUUUAAACCUAGCCUUUCAAAUUUUCUCUGGGUUGAACAAUUUCCAUUAUUCACACGAGAUCAAGAUACUGGGUUGCUAACAUCCACUCACCAUCCAUUUACGUCACCUGAGCCUGGUGACAUUAACUUAUUGUUUGACAAUCCGGAACUAGUUCGAGGUCAACACUAUGACUUAGUUCUAGAUGGUGUAGAAAUAGGUGGUGGUUCCAUUCGUGUACAUUCCUUUGAGUUACAGCAAGAUAUCCUAGAAAAUAUAUUAAAGAUCAAAGACAUUAAACAAGCUGGUUUUCAGCAUUUAAUCGAUGCACUUGGAAGUGGGUGUCCGCCGCAUGGUGGUAUUGCAUUAGGUUUUGACAGGCUCAUGUCUGUUAUUUUAAGGACUGAGUCCAUACGUGACGUGAUCGCAUUCCCAAAAAAUGGAACUGGAAAUGAUCUUUGUGUUGGCAGUCCUUCUUUUAUUUCUAAAGAGAGAAUACGUCUCGAUUAUGGCAUACAAUUAUUGUCAUCAUCAUUUGAUGAAAACCAAUAA